Messenger RNA from Tigriopus californicus, 3897 nucleotides. Its product is annotated as transient receptor potential cation channel protein painless-like. The transcript is spliced from 4 exons. Gene Ontology annotation, molecular function: protein binding; monoatomic ion channel activity. The coding region runs from base 865 to 3813 and encodes 982 amino acids. Gene Ontology annotation, cellular component: membrane. The record is from RefSeq and is a predicted model, not a curated record. Gene Ontology annotation, biological process: monoatomic ion transport; transmembrane transport. Lineage: Eukaryota; Metazoa; Arthropoda; Copepoda; Harpacticoida; Harpacticidae.
CCAGCAUUGCGUGGGAAUUUGGUCCGGAUCGCACUUUGAGUGCUGAAGGAAGUGUGUUGGUUUCAUGGGAAGGCAUUAUGUUGAUUUAGAGUGCCGAGUCGUAGUUGUAUUUGUUCAAUCGAUUUUUGCCCUCCAAACACCGAAUGUGCUUUCCACCACCCACUAGUUCAAUGGCGAAAACAUAUUUUGUGUAGUGCAACUUGCCCAUCUUAUUGACUUGAUAACCAAAGUGGUACUCCAAACACUUCAGAGAGCGCUUUCCCCAUUCAAACAACAACAACAACAACAACAACUAGAGUUGAGAGCAUCUUGACUACGGAGCCAUGGCGGACCAACUUGAGUGACCAUAACGAGGUUGGUUGAGACGAUACAAACAGAAGUAUCUGUCCCCAAGCACUUUCUCCCAACCAAAGCAUAGCCUAGUUGGUCCUUUCCUUCACCACCCGGAGCACGACCGAGACCACAAGAACCAUUGAAAAGCAUCCUCGUGAAAGGCCACAGAGGACACCACAAGUAGUGUCACAUUGCUCUUUUGAGCCCGUGCUUUCCCAAAAUCCAAGGGAAGACAGAGAGAGUCUUUCGAUUUGUGGAUGUACGAGUAUGUACAGUAUACAGAUCGAUACAAGCGAGUGUGAUGUGAGCAUUUCAAACUCAAAGCAAGAAGAAGUGUGAAAUUUCGGUUUGAGUGGAACUCGUGUCUUGGUGUCUUGUUUACUGACGAGUAGUGGAUAAUUAAUCUUGGCUCGCAGAAACAGGGGCGACGUGUAAGAGGAUAUCAGCCUUUGGCGUUGCUGCUCCUCAGAGCACAAAAAUCUCGGGACUUGAUACAAGAUCCGUUUGUGAGAUUGGGAAUCAGACGUUGAGAUGGAAUUGAAAGAGAACGCCAAGUUGAUCAAGGAAACGGAGAUCCUGGACUUGGAUGCAGAGAAUGGUCAACGGAACCUGUGCUAUUCGACUGGUCUCAGAAAUCCUCAGGCCACCGCUCUGUCUGCACUCAAAACCAGGCACAUCCGGCUCUUUAGUGAUGCUGUGAAUGAUGAUCGCUUCGAUGUCAAUCAUUCCUAUCGCUCUGAUGACGGCAUGCUGUCACGCCCACUUCUGGCUAUCGCCUUGGAGCAAUGGACCAAUCCCCGCGAAGACAAUCUUUACGUGGACAUCUUGCUGUCGAUUGGUGCCAGAUUAGAUGAUCUGGACGAAUUCACCGAGGAUGCGCCUUUCCAUACCAUCAUCAAUAAAUGCGAUCCAGACCUUGUGACCUUGGCCUUGAAAUACGUGGGAAGAGGCAGUAUCAAUGUGGCCAAUGGCGAAGGAAUGACGCCUCUACAUUGUGCCACAGCUAUGCUUCUGGACCGAGAGGAGCAACAUCACCAAAAGAUUGGGGACAUUGUUCAAAUCCUGCUUAAAACCGAAGGCAUCGAAGUGAAUGCUGAAGAUUUGCGUGGUGGGCAAACGCCUUUGUUUUAUGCGGCUAGUGCAGGAAAUCGAAGAGUGGUGGAGACUCUAAUGGAACAUGGUGCCGAUUCCAGUUUGGAACUAGAUGGAAAGUCCAUUCAGUCUCUGAUUGAACGGAAAAUCAAGGGCUUCAAUGUCUCGGCAUAUAAGCAAAAGGCCAAGGAGAGGCCCAUCAAGGCUCGUUUGUUUUUGGCCGCCGAGACGAAUGACGUUAAUCUGCUGGUUCAAUUAAUUUCCAACGAUCCAUCCAUUGACUGGGACCAGGAGGACGGUUCCAUGACUUUGCUGCAACUAGCAACCAGUCAUGGAAAUAAGGAAAUGGUCAAGUUCUUGUUGGAGAAAGGCUCCAACCCCAACAAGGCCACAAUAUCAGAGACACGUACUCCAAUUCUGAUUGCCGCUCAUCACGGGUAUUAUGACUGUUUGAAGGUCUUCAAAGAGUGCCCAAGGGCUGACUUUUCCAAAGUGCAACUGGGCACAGAAAAGACCGUUCUCCACGAAGUAUUCCUCCGUGACUCGCCCAAACACUUCUACGGCCAUCAACCGGAAAAUGCCUCUUACGAUAAAUGCUGGCAAGUGUUAUUCCCAACCCACGAAACCAACACCAAAUUUGCGACCCAAAUCAAUCGGAUCAUCAACUACCAAGAGAAGUUGGAUGGCAAUACGGCCUUGCAUUACGCCACCCAGCAAGAGGACCAGGACAUAAUCAAGAUGCUCCUAAAGCAAGGAGCCAAUAUGGGCGUGAAGAACCAUCGCGGCAAAACUCCCGUCCAAUGCAUCUUACCCGACACCCUAGCCGACUUCUUGAGUGACGAAUGCAUUGAGAGAAAAGGAAUCAUCACGGAUGAGGACUUUCAAAUCACUUUCAAGUACGAUUUUCUGGCUCCCCCCAUCCUCAGCGAGAAGAUGGCCAAGACCUAUGAAAAUUCCGGAAAGCUCAACGAAGACGGAUACCAUGGGGAACGGCCUCUACCGGAAACUGAAGCUCUUUGGUAUCUCUCCACAGUAUCCAACGAUCAUCGGGCACUUUUGAAGCACCCGGUGAUUGCCAGCUUUCUCUGGCUGAAAUGGCAGAGAAUUCGGACCAUCUUCUACGUCAAUCUGUUUCUUUAUUUCCUGUUCGUGCUGCUCCUCACCAGUUUCAUCUUCUUGAGAUUCGGAGGAUUUGCCGUUCAACCUGCGUUCAACGUCAGUGAUGCCCAAAGACAUCCCUCGUAUGAUUUCAACAACAGCAACAAGACCGCCAUUGUCAUUCUCACCGUUGCCAUAUCCGUCCUCUUGGCCAUUCUGGCGUUGCGAGAAAUAUUUCAAAUGUUGGUCUCCGUCAAGCGCUACUUCUUCAGUCCGGAAAACAUCAUGGAGAUCAUGAUCCUCGUCAUAAGCUGUAUAAUUCUAUAUGAUGAAGAUGCAUACACCAUGGACACUAAACGACAUCUGGCUGCAGUGUGCAUUCUCAUGACGUGGACCGAGAUGCUAGUUUUGAUUGGGCGUCACCCUCGAUUGAGCACCAAUAUCACCAUGUUCACCACGGUCAUCACCACGUUCUUUGCCUUUCUCCUUUGGUACAGCAUCAUCAUCAUUGCCUUUGGCAUCAGUUUCUACAUCAUGAUGCACCAGGACUUCAAGGAGGGAGAAUUGAACACGGAAUACCCUUUCUUUGACACCAUCUGGUUGGCCUUGUUUAAGACGUCUGCCAUGUUCGUGGGGGAGCUGGAGUUCGCUGACAUUCCAUUCACGGGCAACGUUUUGAGUUACCUGAUCUUCUUGGCCUUCAUCUUCUUGAUUGUGGUGGUUUUGAUGAAUCUUCUCAAUGGCUUAGCAGUAAGUGAUACUGGCCUCAUUCGGGAAGAGGCCGAGGUCGUUGGAUGGACAUCACGGGUUGAGUCGAUCACUUACGUGGAGUCUAUGUUGUUGGGCGAUCCCUUCUACUUCCUGAGCAACUGGCCUCCGAUCAAGAUUUUGCAAAAGAUUCCAAAUUGCACUGUAUGCCGGUUAUUGUACCGUUUCCCAAGAGUUCGCGACCUCCUGCAGAAAAUCUCGGGUGGAACCAAAAUUUUGUUGUUCUACUCUUGUCUACCAAACAAGAGGGCCAUUUUCACUCCCAAUAAGAAAACCCAACGAUUGCUCCUUAGCUACAAGAACAGUCUGAAAAUCGACCACGAAACGGCUAAUGGCAUUUCCUUGAAGACGGAGGGACAGAAAUUGGCCAUCAGUGAUGAUGUUUUGGAUUCGGCCAAGAGUCUUCUUCUGGCUAAAAUGCGGGCGGAGAAAGAAGCCGAAGAGAAAAAGGCCAUUCAUGAUAAAUUAGAUCGAUUAGAAAAAAUCGAGUCGAUGCUUGAACAGCUCCUUGCUAAGAAAUAAAUACCACUGUUUCUAGCCAAAACAAUCCACAUAUUCUUGAUCUCACAUUGAUUUUCAGUCUAAUAAAUUGUCUACAAUUGUAAA